UCAUGAAUUACCUAAACCUGCGUAGUAUCGUAGGGUAUUGGAUAUUAUCUACCUAACCUAGGCAGGUACCCACCUCGUAGGUGCCCAGUGCCUAAGCUCCGUGAGGAGCACGCCUUAGACAUGCAUGACAUGACAGCUUGGAGGCGUAGUCAUACGUAUCCAUAGAUGUCCACGGAGGUAAGGGGUAUAUAAAAUGAAAUCUGUGCCGCCGCGAUCGCCGACUCGUCAUUGCAGUAUUUGACAUUCCAAUUGUACUCCCAACACCAACAUUGAAAUGCAGGCCUUCAUGCAUUAAAAAAAGCUACCACCCUUUGGACGGUGGUCCAUACAUAUGACAAACCAACAAAGACAGCUGAUGAAUGCACAUCGCUGAUUGGCUUCGAUGCGAAGACGAUCGUCGUGUUCACUACAUAAGGUAAUCAUGUCACAUCCAUCAAUCAACUCAUCCUUCAAGUGCCGCUAAUAUUUGGCUACUUGCGCUACCUAGUCGUUUCAUUCACAGUGUUUUGUUCCUUUUCCACCCAGGAACUACUCAAUAUGAUGAGUUUGCUUAAUCUAUCGACGUCAACUGGGGUUGCUACAUAUGUCCUCUACGGCCUCUUAUCUACAGUCGUUCUAGCUCUCAGCUACCAGCUACUCUUACACCCAUUGCGAAACUACCCAGGGCCGCUGAUCGCCAAGUUCACCAACGCAUAUGCGGGCUACUUCGCAGUGAAGCGAAACAUUCACUUAGAGAUAUGGAGAAAUCAUCAGAAAUACGGGCCUGUUUUCCGGCUGGGACCAGAUAGGCUCGUGUUCAGCACUGCCCCGGCUUUGCGAGACAUAUAUCAAAAUGAGAGAGUCACGAAACCGCCAAUCUACCUGGCCACGCAGUCGCAGUCUAACGCGCACAGCACAUGGAACUCACUAGACAGGGACAUGCAUCGGCGCAAGCGCAAGCUCGUCGGGCGAGCCACCACCGAAGCCUCCAUGCGCUCCUUCGAGCCGACCAUGGUAGAGCAGGUCGACAUAUUCAUCCAAGGCCUCGCUCGCGACCACCAGAAACAGCAGCCCAUCAACGUGAAGGACCGAUGCAGCUACCUAAGCUUCGACAUCGUCGGCCUCCUCUCGUUCGGGUACGCCCUGAACCUGCAGCGCGACGAGCAGAACCAGUUCCUCGCCGAGCAGCUCGCGCACGGAAACCACCGCAUGAACGUGUACAUGCAGUUCCCCUUCAUCGUGCGCCACAAGCUGCAGACCUGGAUCAACCUGCUCUUCCGCCAGGGGCGGGAGAAGACGGCGCGGCUCAUCGAAACUAUGAUUCGAAGCCGUAUGGCGGACGACACGAAGGCGAGGCGCGAUUUGUUCUCCUUCGUCGCGGACGCGGUCAACGCUAAAGACGACGAGGGCCUCCGCCUUGGCGAUCUCUGGUACGAGGCUUUCUUCUUCAUCGUUGCAGGCGGCGACACCACGGCCACAGCGCUAAGCGCCACGUUAUUCUACCUGUCGCGGAACUCGGAGUGCUACACCAAGCUCGCGACUGAAAUCCGUACGGCAUUCCGGAAAGGGGCAGAGAUUUCCGGGAAAGGGCUUGCGGGCUGCCAGUACCUCCGUGCUUGCAUUGACGAGUCGUUGAGGAUGUCUCCGCCGACGCCUGGCACGCUUUGGCGACAUUUAGCGCCAGAGGAGGAGGGGCGCGGGCCCUUCGUGGUCGACGGCCAUGUCAUUCCUAAGGGCACAAAGGUUGGCGUGAACACUUAUUCGCUACAUCACAAUGAGGAGUACUUCCCCAACCCCUUCAAGUACGACCCGGGCCGGUGGCUGAUCGCCGGGGACUCGGACGAAAAGGCCGCAAAAAAGAAGGCAAUGCACGAUGCCUUUGCCGCCUUCUCUGUCGGGUCCCGGGGCUGCGCCGGGAAGCCCACGGCAUACCUGGAGCUCAGCUUGUCCCUUGCCAAGAUCCUUUGGUAUCUCGACUUUGAGACCGCGCCUGGAGAGCUUGGUCAGGUCGGUGUUAGCCAGGAAGGCGACUUCCGCCUGUACGACAUCUUCACGUCCACUCACGAUGGGCCGUACUUGGUUUUCAAGCCCCGCGAUACAUUUGUGGAGGACUUUGGCAAUGCCCCGGUGAAUGGGUGAUGCUAUCUUCGACACUCUCGUAUCAGAUCAUGACAUCAAGUUUGGGGUUAGGAUAUACCUACCUAGGGUAGGAAUCUGUUGACAUGCGGGGUAUCUAGUAGGUAUCAGUGAUACUCCUAAGUAUGUAAUAUAUAGAUCUCUUCAGCUGGAGCUUGGGGAUAUAAGACACGGCUCGCUCAGAUCUCGAUUGAAAGCCAACUAUCGCUCUAAAGAAGGUCAAGAUAGCUAGCAAGACGUUUUGCAUACAAGUGAUGUCUAGAUACAUGGCAUAAAACCCCCAGGACUACGCCCAAAUGUCCGUGAUAACAUAGUUUACAUCUAAGUGUUGUGUAAAGAUGUAUGAAACAAGUUAGCUCCUGUACUUGGAGCAGGUACUUUCACU
Hypoxylon fragiforme is the source of this 2500-nucleotide messenger RNA. RefSeq names its product cytochrome P450. Gene Ontology annotation, molecular function: monooxygenase activity; oxidoreductase activity, acting on paired donors, with incorporation or reduction of molecular oxygen; heme binding. Bases 538 to 2118 code for a protein of 526 amino acids. Lineage: Eukaryota; Fungi; Ascomycota; Sordariomycetes; Xylariales; Hypoxylaceae. The record is from RefSeq and is a predicted model, not a curated record. The transcript is spliced from 6 exons.